GAAAUCUGAAGACUUUUAUAGCAAAUCCGCCAGUGUCAAAAUGAACACAGAUAGCGGUGGGUGUGCUCGCAAACGUGCUGCAAUGUCUGUCACAUUAACAGCUAUGAAGAGGGUUCAGAGUUCUCCAAACCUAUUGGCCUCAGGGUCUGAUUCUCAGUCUCCAGAUUCAGCCUGGAGAUCUUACCAUAAUGGAAGUAGAGAGACACUGAAUGGAGACAUUAGCAGUUCAUCUCUCACAGCAAAAGGUUUUAGAAGUGUGCGGCCCAACCUACAGGAUAAAAAAUCACCAACUCAGGCACCUCUGCCACCCCCUAGAAAAGAAAGUUUUCAAAGAGCAAGUGUAACUAAUCACAAGAACGAAAUUAAUCUCCAGGCAGUAACAACUGAGCCAGAUAAACACCUUCCCACAGAUACUGGCUAUUACACUAAUGAGAAGUCUGUCCAGAAGAUAAUGUCUUCUCAAAUAUCUAACACAAGUGUGUCCUAUGCACAAAAAGUCACUAAACCACUGACCGCAAUCUCCAGUGCAGGCACAAGCACAGUAGCUGGUAUUAGUGCUACUCUCCACCAAGGCCAAAGACAACAGACUCAAAAGCGGAGGGUAUCUACCCUUAAAUUAACCCGGACACAAAGCUCAGUGAGUAGCAUUCAUUGUAAUACACAGCAACAGCUCAAGCCUGUUGAAGUGCCAAUAUUUUCACAAAGGCCUGUCUCACCUGCCUGUAACCCCAUGCCUGAGAUACACACAGCGUCUCUUUCCAUUCAGAUAGCUCCCAUCCCUGACAAUAAAGCAGAGCCUGAAAUCCAAGAACAUCCACCUAGUAUUUCUCCAGACACUUCAAAGAUGUCUUCAAAGGAUUUGGGACAAAAGUCUACAGUUCUUCCUUCUUCACAGGCUGCAGAAUGCCAUGUGCUUGGAAACCAGAAAGUAACUGCCCCUGUGAUGGAGGCUCCGAUCACAGUGAAUGGGAACUCUGGCACUGCUGCCAGCCCAGUGAGUCACUUUCAAAGGCCUUUUUCCCCUUCUUCAGCUUACCCUCCACCAGCUUCUCUCAAUUCCAACAUUGUUAUCAUGCAGCAUGGCAGGAUGAUGGAGUCCACAGAGACAUACUCACAGCAUGUUCAGAGUGUUGGCAGCAGCAGCACCACCAGUACAAUACCAAUCUGUAGAUCCUCGGAAGAAGAAAAAAAAAUUACAGUCAUUAAAGCUCCACAUUAUGCAGGGAUUGGCCCGGUAGAUGAAUCUGGAAUCCCUACAGCAAUUAGAACGACAGUUGACAGGCCAAAGGAUUGGUACAAGACAAUGUUCAAGCAAAUCCAUAUGGUUCAUAAACCUGGUAGCUAUAGUCCAUCCUUCUCUGCUCAGGCACACCCAGCUGCAAAGACACAGACAUACAGACCAUUGUCUAAAAGCGCUUCUGACAGUAGCUCCGAUGCCUUUAAGGUCUCAUCUCCUUUACCACCUCCACAUGUGCCACCUCCAGUACCACCACAUCGUCUGCGGGAAAGGAUUACACCAGAAAAAAAUGACUGGGAUCCUCCUGACAGAAAGGUAGAUACCCGCAAAUUCCGUUCUGAACCAAGAAGCAUUUUUGAGUAUGAGCCGGGAAAGUCAUCAAUCCUUGAACAUGAAAGACCGCCCGAUCACGUAAACCCAGAUGACAUAGAUUUAGAAAACGAACCCUGGUAUAAAUUCUUUUCAGAACUGGAGUUUGGACAGCCGCCACCUAAAAAGCUUUUGGAGUAUGUUCAAGACAGUUCUUCUGGUGUUUCCAAUGAGACUUCCUUAUAUCAUCACUCUUCAACAGACAGAGGUCUGGACAGGCCUUCUAGUUCUGCAAGUACUGCGAGUGACUACAGGAAAAGAAGGAAGUCAGAACCUGCUGUAAGUCAUCAGAGGGCACACAGUGACCAGAACGCAAACAGGCCUAAUGUGGGCCGUACAGAUAUGCAAGGCCCAUAUACCACCCUUAGAAAGCCUUUAACUAGCUCGUCUCCUUCUUCUCCAUCGAGAGCAAAAGGUGGGGAUAUUAGCAAAGUUUAUCCAUCCCUCCUCAGUUAUUCAGUGCACAACCACAACACCUCAAAUGAAUUAGAUUACUGUAGCACUUACAGACAACAUCUAGCUGUUCCAAAUGAUUCGAGAAGGGCAAUCAGCUACAAGAAUGGCUGGCAAAUGACUCGUCAAAAUGCAGAAGUGUGGAGCAGCACAGAAGAAAAUACUUCUCCAAAGAGAAAAUCUCGUAGCUGCGAUGAUCUUUUAACAGAUGAUCGCGAUAGCUUUCCUGAUGCGCAGGCCAAGUCCGAAAGCAUGGGCUCUCUUUUAUGUGAGGAGGACUCCAAAGAUGUUUGCUCAAUGAACUGGGCCUCCCCGUAUGUUCCCGAGGGCCGUGGCGGUGGUAGGGCAAGAGUUCGUCACAGAUCUGCACAUGAUGCCCCAGGUUUCCUAAAAAUGUACAAAAAGAUGCACCGCAUCAAUCGCAAGGACUUAAUGAAUUCCGAGGUGAUUUGUUCUGUGAAGUCCAGAAUAUUGCAGUAUGAAAAAGAACAGCAUAAAGGUAUUCUUCAAGGAUGGAGAGAGUCUUCUACUGAAGAGGUGCCCAGGGACAUGGUGCCAACCAGAAUAUCAGAAUUUGAAAAACUAAUUCAGAAGUCAAAAUCAAUGCCAAAUCUAGGUGAUGAAAUGUUGUCAACCAUUACACUACAGCCUCCUAAAAAUGGUUUAUGUACAAAGCGGCGAUUUUCCAUCGAGUCUCUGCUGGAGGAAGAAAAUCAAGGCAGACAUCCCUCUCAGGUACAACGGAGCUACAAGUCUAAAACCCUGGUGCCAAUUCAUAUCGAAGUGACCAGUGAUGAGCCACAACGGUCACAUAUGGAUUUUUCAGACAGUGAUCAAGACGGAGUGGUUUCUGACCUCAGUGACUUUAUCCAGAUAGAAGGUUCCUCCUUUUGUAGUGAAAGUGACUUUGAUCACUUCUCGUUCACAUCGUCUGAAAGCUUUUAUGGAUCAGGCCAUCACCAUCACCACCACCACCACCACCACCGGCAUCUCAUCAGCUCCUGCAAAGGCAGAUGCCCGGCAUCCUACACCCGCUUCACCACCAUGCUGAAACAUGAAAGGGCUAAACAAGAAACCACUGAGGAUCCAAGGAGACAGGAAUCAGAAUCUGGUCUCUCCAAGAUAGCAUUCCUAGUCAGUCCAGUGCCUUUCCGGAGGAAAAAAAGUGCAGCCCCUAAAAAACAAACUGAAAAGAAAAAAUGCAAAUCAUCUGUAUUUGAAGCACUAGAUUCUGCACUUAAAGACAUCUGUGACCAAAUUAAAGCUGAAAAAAGGAGGGGAAGCUUGCCUGACAACAGUAUAUUACACAGACUUAUUACUGAGCUGCUUCCAGACAUUCCAGAAAGGAAUUCAUCUCUGACGGCUCUGAAAAAGCGUCCCAUGCACCAGCCUUUUCAUCCACUGCCUCAAGAUGGUGCUGCUCAUUGCCCACUGUACCAGAACGAUUGUGGAAGAUUACCUCUUAGUGCCUCUUUACAAGACAUGGACACAGCUAACAACAACCACCAAGACAAUGAUAGUGCACUGUGUUUCCAAGUAGACCAGGAAUCUCCUGGAAACUAUUCUUCUGCUUUCACUGAUGUGGGACGAUGUACUCCAAGGGAAAGAAGAGGAACUACAGACAAAGAGAAACUGCCAGCUAGAGCUGUAUAUGACUUUAAAGCUCAGACUUCUAAAGAGCUGUCCUUUAAGAAAGGAGAUACUGUCUAUAUCCUCAGGAAAAUUGAUCAGAACUGGUAUGAGGGUGAACACCAUGGAAGAGUUGGAAUAUUCCCAAUUUCUUAUGUUGAGAAACUUUCUCCCCCAGAAAAAGCACAGCCUGCCAGGCCACCUCCCCCUGCACAGAUUGGAGAGAUUGGAGAAGCUAUUGCCAAAUAUAAUUUCAGUGCAGACACAAAUGUGGAGUUAUCACUUAGAAAGGGAGACAAAGUAAUUCUUCUUAAGCGAGUUGAUCAAAAUUGGUAUGAAGGUAAAAUACCAGGAACCAACAGACAAGGCAUCUUCCCCGUUUCCUAUGUAGAAGUCAUCAAAAAGAAUGCCUCAAAAAGUGUUGAUGACUACCCCGACCCUCCUAUACCCCAAAGCUAUUCUAGUGACAGAAUACACCAUUUAAGUUCAACUAAGGCUAAUUUAAAGAGAGAGCUAUUUGUUAUGGGUAAACCUCCUCGUAGCCCUGUGAUGACUAAGAGAUCCUGCAGCUCGCCUGUCAGAGGUCCCAGCUAUUCACACAGGCCACAGCGCCCUGUGCUUGCUCAUGAAAACAUACACACUGGGGGGGAACCGUUUCAGGCUCUGUAUAACUAUACUCCUAGGAACGAAGAUGAAUUGGAGCUCAGAGAGGGAGAUGUCAUUGAUGUGAUGGAAAAAUGUGAUGAUGGAUGGUUUGUGGGAACCUCAAGAAGAACAAAAUUCUUUGGUACUUUCCCUGGAAACUAUGUCAAGAGGCUGUGAUUUUUUUUCCUGCUUAUUUAUGCUGCAUCUCUGCAACACAUCUGCAUAAAGCUGCUAGAAAACAUGCUACACUGGCCUUCUGUUUUCUUGCUUGCAGUCUCAAAUAGAGGCCACCCAGCUCAUCCUCAUCCCAUCCCAUCCGCCAAACCGUUCCAGCAGUAUUACAGCAACGACUGCAGUCUGAAUAACUAAGCUUUUCUGAAGCAAGAGGAAUCGGUUCAACAUUUAAGUACUCCCUGCUUUAAAAAGUCUUUUCAUUUGAAACGCAAUAGAAAAAGCCUGAUGGCGGGUACACAGACGAAUUGCCAUGGGAGGGGUGCAGGGAGAGGGAGAAACUCAUUUGAGACAUUUGUGGUAUGAAGCGCCAUGGAAAAUAAGAAUUUUCAGCAUGCACGUACAACAGAGGGGAAGUUGCUGUUUACAACUUUUUUAAAAAAAGUUUUGAGUUUCCACGUUCUUGUUAGCUUGGCAGCAUUUGUUGCUUUCACUUUGCUGUAUCACAGGUUUGCCUAUUGUACUGGUUUACAAUGACAAAUUAUAAUACAGAUUUUUUGCCUGCACUUGUAUGUUGUAACAUAUGCACAGUGACUGUAAAAUCUCAAGCAAGUGUAGUAAAAAACGGAAGAACUAGAAGUGUUCUGAAGGUGCAAUGGUAUUGGAUAAACCCUUUUUUACCCUAUUAAAGCUAUAGUGUUUUCUGUUAAAAGGUAAGAAGUGCAAGAUAUGUAAAGCCCUGGGAAACAGGAUUUUAUGAACAGACAGACAAUGAUCUAAGCAUAGACAAUAAUAACCUGCUAAUGAUGUCGGACAUUAAAUGGUUGUAAUCAAAGUGUCGUAGUAGUCAGCAACAUGAAAUUUGAGAGGUGUUUUUAUGUAUCACAGGAAUUUUAAGAAGCAGAGAGUAAACAGUGUUAGUGCAAAGGAUUUUUUUUCCUCUAACAUAGCCACCAAAAAUAUUCACAAGUAUCAUGUACUGAUUUAUUUCACUAUAUAUAUAUAUAUAUAAAUAUCUAUGUUAACAAAACCUGAGUUACACAUUCUUUUUUAGGGAUUUAGUACAGAAAAAAAAUCACAACUAUUAAAACUGAUACAUUUUAGGGUUUUGUUUUGUUUUUUUCCUGAAUGAAAUAAGUAUUUGAAAACACACAUUUUCCAUAAGCAAAGGUAAGCAUAAAUAGCGUAUGAAAUUAAGUCACAGGAUGAUAAUGACUAUGGCUUUAUAAAAAAUAAUAAUAAAAUAAAUCAGAUUUGGUUUCUUCAGCACCUUAUAGAUGGCAAAAGCUUCUACUGCGUUUCUCAUGGGUAUAGGAUUGAAAUUAUCAACAUGUAUGUAGUCUCUGUAGCAUUUUGUACAUAUGUUUGCCUUUUUGUACAGAGCCAUUUGGUUGUUGAUUUAAAAAGAAAAAAAUUAAGUUCCUUGUUUGAUUUUUGCCCUCUUCACAUACAGAAGAUUUCAAUGCAUUUUUCUUUUCUUGCUCUAUUUACCAUAAGCACAUCUGGAUAGUGCAAUUCUGUAAGAUAGCAUUUUAUGCAAAACUUUCCUAAUUAAAGUAUGGUUUACCAGCCAAAUCUAAAUGUACAUAUGUCUUUAUUACUGAGAAAUGACAUUAAGACAAAGGUAAAGAAACAUCUUUGUGCAGCAUACCUUUAUUAUUGCAGAUUUCAUGGCAAAAGCUUUAUAUUUCAAAGGCUUUCAAUUUUAAACUAGACCUGCAUGCAGCUUUGCUGUGAGAUUAAUACCUAUCUUUGAUGCCAUUUAUGAUUGAAGACUUAAACAUCUGUUGCCUGUGAUAUUUAAAAAGUACUGUUUCUACUCUGUAUCUGAUUUUAGAAAAAUACAGGUUUUUCAUACCUGGCUUUCAGGUAACUGACUUUGAAUUCCUACAAGCAAAAGGUCUCUGUGUUUGUUUUGUUUUGUUUGUUUGUUUGUUUUUUCUUGAAUAGACUUCUAAUAAAUUUUGCUUGGAGUAAAAA
Messenger RNA from Oxyura jamaicensis (ruddy duck), 6484 nucleotides. RefSeq names its product sorbin and SH3 domain containing 2 (gene SORBS2). NCBI's taxonomy places the organism in Eukaryota, Metazoa, Chordata, Aves, Anseriformes, Anatidae. Gene Ontology annotation, molecular function: protein binding. The transcript is spliced from 25 exons. Gene Ontology annotation, biological process: Notch signaling pathway. Bases 41 to 4510 code for a protein of 1489 amino acids. Gene Ontology annotation, cellular component: synapse; dendrite; neuronal cell body. The record is from RefSeq and is a predicted model, not a curated record.